Messenger RNA from Zingiber officinale, 894 nucleotides. RefSeq lists its product as uncharacterized. The transcript is spliced from 2 exons. The record is from RefSeq and is a predicted model, not a curated record. NCBI's taxonomy places the organism in Eukaryota, Viridiplantae, Streptophyta, Magnoliopsida, Zingiberales, Zingiberaceae. Bases 1 to 894 code for a protein of 297 amino acids. Gene Ontology annotation, molecular function: zinc ion binding; nucleic acid binding.
AUGGCUCAAUUAUUUAAACAGUAUGGAAGUAAUGCUAAUAGGGGAGGGCAGCAGGACAUUUACGUGCAGUUUAGGAGAAUGGAUCCUAAAGAUUUCUCGGGUACUACUGAUCCAUUCGUGGCGGAGGAAUGGAUCCGAUCAUUAGAGGUGAUCUUCCGAUAUAUUAAUAUGGUAGAUGCUGAUAGGGUUCGUUGGGGUGCCAUUUUGUACCCCUUAUUGCCAACGACGCUACUGAGAAACUCAGGCACUUCUUGGACGGUCUCAGGCCUACCAUCCGCCGAGAUGUUCUCCUCACAAACCCAGCUGCGUAUAAUGAUGCUGUUAAUGGAGCUUACAGGGGCAGAGCAGUCUUUGAAAGACAUAGAAUGGGAGAUGCAGAGAAAGAGGCCACAACCACAACAGCAACAACAGCAGAAUAUGAAGCCUUACACGGGGCCACAGAAAGGACAACAAAAGCCUCUGGGGAACCCCAAGCAACAACUGAGAGCAGCUGCCCCAAAGACCGAGGAGAAGCCAUUGUGCAGGAAGUACAACCGCCAGCACCAUGGCAAAUGCAUGUGGGGUACCUACAAGUGCUUCAACUGUGGAGAAGAGGGACAUAAAGCUAUGGAUUGCCCAAAGAAGAAACAACCUAUGAUUGGUCGAGCUUUUGUGAUGCAUGCCAAGGAGGCGGAGCCAGACACUACUCUUAUCACAGGCAGAAUAUUCAUCGCAGGCAUAGGUACCUAUGCAUUGCUAGAUUCUGGGGCUACACACUCAUUUAUAUCUGAGACCUUCUUAAAGCGACUAGGAAUCUUACCAGAAGACGUGGAUGUGGGAUUUAGAGUCAUAGUUCCCUCGGGCGAACAAAUGUUAUCUACCAAGAUGGUAAAGGAUAUUGAGCUUAGACUAUAG